AGUCUUAAAGCUCGUAUUGUGAAGUGUGUUUGCAUCGUGUUAUUUUUUGUUAAGAAUCAUCCGUGUGACGUUCAAAAAUGUAUCAGCGGCAAGUUUCCUUUGAUAAGCCGACUCGCAUCGAGGACUCGGCGUAUAUUGCGGAGGGGGUGGACAUGCAGGAGGCUCGCAACACCUACCUGCUGUUCUCGCCCAAGGACUCUUCGCUAGCCAGUGGCGCCUUAGCCAAUACCCUGGCCAUAUUCAAGAAGCACGACAUCAAUCUGGUGCACAUCGAAUCGCGCUCCUCGCUGCGUGUGCCUGGCUACGAGUUUUUCGUGGAAUGCGAUGGCAAAUCCGGGGCUCUGGGCAAGGCCAUUGAGGAUAUGAAGGGGGAGUGUAGCUACUUCAAUAUCAUCUCUCGCGAUUACAAGGAUAAUGCGACGGCAGUGCCUUGGUUCCCGCGUCGUAUACGCGAUCUGGAUCGUUUCGCCAAUCAGAUUUUGAGCUACGGCGCCGAACUAGACUCGGAUCAUCCCGGCUUCACAGAUCCCGAGUAUCGCAAGCGUCGCAAGUACUUCGCAGACAUUGCAUAUACCUAUAAGCAUGGCGAGCAGCUACCGCAUGUGGACUACACCAAGGAGGAGAUCGAGACCUGGGGCAUCAUGUUUCGCAAUCUGACCAAACUCUACAAGACACAUGCUUGCAGGGAAUACAAUCACGUCUUCCCACUGCUCGUGGACAACUGUGGCUUUCGCGAGGAUAACAUACCACAGCUCGAAGAUGUUUCCAACUUCCUAAGAGAUUGUACUGGCUUCACUCUUCGUCCGGUUGCUGGUCUGCUCAGUUCUCGCGAUUUCUUGGCUGGGCUCGCGUUCCGCGUCUUCCACUCCACCCAGUACAUUCGGCAUCCCAGCAAGCCGAUGUACACACCGGAACCAGAUGUCUGCCACGAGCUGAUGGGGCAUGUGCCACUGUUUGCAGAUCCGGCAUUUGCCCAGUUCAGUCAAGAGAUUGGCUUGGCCUCUCUGGGCGCACCCGAUGAUUACAUUGAGAAGCUGUCCACGAUCUUCUGGUUCACCGUGGAGUAUGGCAUGUGCCGUCAGGAAGGUGAGCUGAAGGCCUUUGGCGCCGGUUUGCUCUCAUCCUAUGGCGAGUUGGAGUACUGUUUGACGGACAAGCCGCAACUGAAGGACUUUGAGCCGGAAAUCACUGGCGUUACCAAGUACCCCAUCACCCAGUUCCAGCCGCUUUACUAUGUUGCCGAUAGUUUUGAGAGUGCUAAAGAAAAGACUAUUAAAUUCGCCAACUCUAUACCACGUCCGUUUGGAGUUCGUUACAAUGCCUACACACAGAGCAUUGAAGUGCUCGACUCGAAGCCGCAAAUCUCGAAUCUGAUGAACAACAUCAACAGCGAGUUUCAGAUACUCCAGAAUGCGGUUGCCAAGCUGCGCGUUUAAUUCCCUUACUAUUUUAGCUUAAGAAAUGUUUUAUAUUUUUUAUGAAUUGAAUAAUAUGAUAUGAUAUUGA
Molecule: messenger RNA, 1506 nt
Organism: Drosophila grimshawi
Lineage: Eukaryota; Metazoa; Arthropoda; Insecta; Diptera; Drosophilidae
Product: protein henna
Exons: 5
Coding region: 78-1436 (452 amino acids)
Biological process (GO): L-tyrosine biosynthetic process; L-phenylalanine catabolic process
Molecular function (GO): iron ion binding; phenylalanine 4-monooxygenase activity
Source: RefSeq, a predicted model, not a curated record